GUGUUGGUUAACCUUCGUUUGUUAAAAACAGGAAAAUAUGUCUUCUUUACUUGCAAAACAUUUCUUUAACAGUUUUCAAAAGUCAAAGAGGGCGAUCUGCACAGCUGCCUCAUUUGGAAGAUAUCUGUCAUCUGCAAAUUUUCACAGUAACCCACAGUCCAGCGUUUUGGCCAUGUCGAGGAAACUCGAAUGUAGUUCACUCCAGAAAAGAUUGCUAUACACCGAGACAGACCAGGACAUGUCUCAGCAUAUUGCAAAAGAAAUUGAAAACGAGAAAAAGGGCCCAAGUAGUCAGGCGACAGAAUAUUUAAAAAACUGGAAAAUUGUGCGAGAUGGAUGUGAAGUUUCCAUGUCUAGAACAGAGGGAAACGAAACGAUAACAGUUGAAUUCAAUGUCAACAACGCUACUGAUUUGGUCGAUGAAGGAUCAGGAGAUUACAGUAAUGAAAUGCCACAAAUGAUUUGUAGACCACCAUUUAUUGUACAGAUCCAAAAACAGAGUGGCAUGAAAAUCCGCAUUUCUUGCCAGUUUCUCAAUGAACUAGAAGCAGAUGAUGGGGACGAGCAGGACGUUCGAGAUAAAUUUGAAAUUGUACACUUCAGCGUCUGCAAAGGUGAAAUUAUGCCAUCAACGUAUGUCUGCAGUGGAGAGACAAUGGAUGGAGAAAUGUAUGAAAAGUUGAUGGACAUGUUGGAUGAACGCAGAAUAGACAAUGAAUUUGCCAAAGAGUUGAUUGAUUUUAGCACCAGCUAUGAACACAAUGAAUAUAUCAAGUUUCUCACCACUUUCAAAUCUUUUGUUGAUGAGAAAUAAGAACAGUAUAGUAGAAAUUUGUGAAUAUUUCAUGCAAAGUAGAAGAAUAAUAGUUUUUAACAAAAAGAUGAAUGCUUUGUAUACAUGUACAUUUAAUGAAAGAAUGACAUCUGA
This is a messenger RNA of Saccostrea echinata, 928 nucleotides long. Its product is annotated as complement component 1 Q subcomponent-binding protein, mitochondrial-like. The transcript has a single exon. The record is from RefSeq and is a predicted model, not a curated record. The coding region runs from base 38 to 814 and encodes 258 amino acids. Gene Ontology annotation, cellular component: mitochondrial matrix. Gene Ontology annotation, biological process: cytosolic ribosome assembly. Lineage: Eukaryota; Metazoa; Mollusca; Bivalvia; Ostreida; Ostreidae.